CUUUCCUGAGUCUCCAUUGGUGAGCGGCCUCUCAGCAGUUGCCGGGACAUGGCCGAGGCCGGCGGCUGGCGGCCGCCGCGCCCCUGCGAGGCCUACCGCGCCGAGUGGAAGCUCUGCCGCAGCGCCCGGCACUUUCUGCACCACUACUACGUCCACGGAGAGCGGCCGGACUGCGAGCAGUGGCGGCGCGAUCUGGCCAGCUGCCGCGAGUGGGAGGAACGCCGGAGCGCCGAGGCCCAGCGGUCCCUCUGUGACAGCGAGCGUUCAAGAGUCCAGGCAGCACAGAAAUAUGCACUGGUGUGGACCCCAAGGCAGAAGCCCCCUGCAGACUGGCACCUCCCUCUGCCAGAGGAGGAGAACGACAAGUGAUGAACACCCCUGUGUGGCUGGGAUCAGUUACAGGACCCUAAGGACUGUGCCCCCCUGCCCCCCCUCCCCUUGCACGCAUGCGCGCGCGCGCACACA
Molecule: messenger RNA, 465 nt
Organism: Sorex fumeus (smoky shrew)
Lineage: Eukaryota; Metazoa; Chordata; Mammalia; Eulipotyphla; Soricidae
Gene: CUNH22orf39
Product: chromosome unknown C22orf39 homolog
Exons: 3
Coding region: 49-369 (106 amino acids)
Source: RefSeq, a predicted model, not a curated record